GCCCCUUGUGGGUCCUGGCGACUCUUGAGCUGUCUUCCUGCCUGCUGUGAGCAGAGCCAUGGCCCAGAGAGCAGGUGAGCAGAGGCAGGCCCGGGGGCCGAAGGAGAAGGUGCUGACGCUGGACAGCAUGAACCCCUGUGUGCAGCGGGUGGAGUAUGCCGUGCGGGGCCCCAUUGUGGCACGGGCCUUGGAGCUGGAGCAGGAGCUGCUGCAGGGUGUGAAGAAGCCGUUCUCAGAGGUGGUCCGGGCCAACAUCGGCGAUGCACAGGCCAUGGGGCAGAAGCCCAUCACCUUUCUGCGCCAGGUACUGGCCCUCUGCAUCAACCCCAACCUCUUGCACAGUGCCGACUUCCCAGCGGAUGCUAAGACAAGGGCAGAGCGCAUCUUGCAGGCAUGCGGGGGCCACAGUCUUGGGGCCUACAGCAUUAGCUCUGGCAUCCAGCUGAUCCGCGAGGAUGUGGCCCGGUACAUCCAGAGCCGUGAUGGAGGCAUCCCCGCCGACCCCAGCAACAUCUUUCUGUCCACGGGUGCCAGCGAUGCUAUCGUGACCGUGUUGAAGCUGCUGGUGGCUGGGGAGGGGCGCACGCGCACCGGCGUGCUCAUCCCCAUCCCGCAGUACCCGCUCUAUUCAGCUGCGCUGGCCGAGCUGGACGCCGUGCAGGUGGACUAUUACCUGGACGAGGAGCGCGCCUGGGCGCUUGACGUGGCCGAGCUGCGGCGCGCGGUGCGCCAAGCCCGUGACCACUGCUGCCCACGCGCACUGUGCGUCAUCAACCCCGGCAACCCCACCGGGCAGGUGCAGACCCGCGAGUGCAUAGAGGCAGUGAUCCGCUUCGCCUUCGAGGAGCGCCUCUUCCUGCUGGCUGAUGAGGUGUACCAGGACAACGUGUAUGCAGAGGGCUCGCAGUUCCACUCGUUCAAGAAGGUGCUAAAGGAGAUGGGGUCGCCAUACUCGGAGCAACAGGAGCUCGCUUCCUUCCACUCGGCUUCCAAGGGUUACAUGGGCGAGUGCGGGUUCCGUGGUGGCUACGUCGAGGUGGUGAACAUGGACCCCGCUGUCAAGCAGCAGAUGCUGAAGCUGGUCAGCGUGCGGCUCUGCCCCCCGGUGCCGGGCCAAGCGCUGCUGGACAUGGUAGUCAACCCACCUGCACCUUCUGACCCCUCCUUUGCCCAGUUCCAGGCUGAGAGGCAGACGGUGCUGGCCGAGCUGGCUGCCAAGGCCAAGCUCACGGAGCAGGUGUUCAACGCGGCCCCGGGCAUCCACUGCAACCCGGUGCAGGGUGCCAUGUAUUCGUUCCCGCGCGUGGAGCUCCCCCCACGCGCUGUGCGGCGGGCCCAGGAGCUGGGCAUGGCUCCGGACAUGUUCUUCUGCCUGCGCCUCCUGGAGGAGACGGGCAUCUGCGUGGUGCCCGGGAGCGGCUUCGGGCAGCGGGAGGGCACCUACCACUUCCGGAUGACCAUCCUGCCCCCUAUGGAGAAGCUGAGGCCGCUGCUGGAGAAGCUGAGUCACUUCCACGCCAAGUUCACCCAGGAGUACUCCUGAGUGCGGGUGGG
This is a messenger RNA of Ochotona curzoniae (black-lipped pika), 1554 nucleotides long. RefSeq names its product glutamic--pyruvic transaminase (gene GPT). NCBI's taxonomy places the organism in Eukaryota, Metazoa, Chordata, Mammalia, Lagomorpha, Ochotonidae. The record is from RefSeq and is a predicted model, not a curated record. The coding region runs from base 59 to 1543 and encodes 494 amino acids. The transcript is spliced from 11 exons. Gene Ontology annotation, molecular function: pyridoxal phosphate binding; L-alanine:2-oxoglutarate transaminase activity. Gene Ontology annotation, biological process: biosynthetic process.